This is a messenger RNA of Oncorhynchus tshawytscha (Chinook salmon), 3815 nucleotides long. Its product is annotated as ELKS/Rab6-interacting/CAST family member 1. Lineage: Eukaryota; Metazoa; Chordata; Actinopteri; Salmoniformes; Salmonidae. The record is from RefSeq and is a predicted model, not a curated record. Bases 546 to 3545 code for a protein of 999 amino acids. Gene Ontology annotation, cellular component: cytoskeleton of presynaptic active zone. The transcript is spliced from 17 exons. Gene Ontology annotation, biological process: neuromuscular synaptic transmission; maintenance of presynaptic active zone structure; regulation of synaptic plasticity. Gene Ontology annotation, molecular function: structural constituent of presynaptic active zone.
CGUACGGCGGUGGAGUGGAGGGAGGCCAUUCUCGUGAACGCGCAUCCCGAUCCUUACGUCACUGAAGCGCCCUGGCUCGGGAUCUACUGGUAGUGCUGGCAAUAGACGAGAAAAAUAUCAACUGCUCGGAAAAGAGGCAUUUUCUAUCGGUUGUAACGGUUACUCAACGGAUAACGGUUCUAUCUGACGCCGGAUACGGAUAAUUGACACAACUGGACUAACCGGAUUUAUGAGAAGAAGAUCAUUGCCUCAUCCCAGGACCCAGGGACUAAAUGGAUGUUAAAACCACCUUUCUCGCCAAGUUUACAACUCAUCAUAGUCCAAUCAUCAUAGUCCAAUCAUCCAGGAAAUGCAGGAUCUUUGAACAUGAACAAUCUAUUCCUCUCCUUCAGCUGAGACAGACUGCCAGUCAGUAACCACAUAGUGUAACACUCUCUGUAUCAGGACACUGUAGUCCACAUCUUUUGGAGGAUCACUUAGUCUCAGUAUCUCACCUUUAACCCCUCAACCCCCAGCCCUUGACCCUUAACCCCUGACCCCUAACCAUGUACGGCAGCUCCCGCUCCGUUGCCAAGAUGGAGGGCAACAACGGCAGCAGUCAGAGUCCCGGUCGCUCCCCCUGCCUGCCCCGCUCCCCGCGCCUCGGCCACCGUCGCACCAACAGUACAGGAGGCCCCGGGGGAAAGACCCUCUCCAUGGAGAACAUCCAGUCUCUGAACGCAGCCUAUGCCACCUCCGGACCUAUGUACCUCAGUGACAACGAGGUCAUCUCUCAACAGACCCAGGCCUAUCCCAACCCCAACCACGACCCUAGCCUGCCCAAGAGCACCAUGACCCUGGGUCGCUCCGGAGCAAAGCUCCCUUACGGCGUCCGGACAACCGCCAUGGGCUCCAACCCCAACAUCAGCCAGGGAGGUGGAGGCUCGUCCAUGCCCAGUGACAGCAUCGUGUUUGGGUGUGACCACGUGUCCUCGUCCCAGUCCAGCCUCCAGCAGGCGUCCACAGUGCCUCACUCCUUACGCCAAACCAGAGACAACACCAUCAUGGACCUCCAGACCCAGCUGAAGGAGGUGCUGAGGGAGAACGAGCUCCUCCGGGGGGAGGUGGAUGUGAAGGAGAGCAAGCUGAGCUCUUCCAUGAACUCCAUCAAGACCUUCUGGAGCCCCGAGCUGAAGAAGGAGAGAGCCCUGAGGAAGGACGAGGUGUCCAAGAUCUCUGUCUGGAAGGAGCAGUACAGAGUGGUACAGGACGAGACUCAGCACCUCCAGAUGACGGUGCAGGCCCUGCAGGAUGAGCUGAGGACUCAGAGAGAUCUGAAUCAGUUGUUCCAGCAGGACUGUAGUGGAGGGAGACCUGGAGAACCUCUGUCAUUCGAACCCACUGAGGAGAACUUCCACAGGCUCCAAGCUGAACACCAGAGACAGGCCAAAGAGUUGUUCCUCCUGAGGAAGACGCUGGAGGAGAUGGAGUUGAGGAUCGACAGUCAGAAACAGACCCUGGGGGCCAGAGACCAGUCUAUCAAGAAACUACUGGAGAUGCUGCAGAGCAAAGGUCUGUCAGCCAAGGCCUCAGAGGAAGACCAUGAGAGGACCAGGAGACUGGCUGAGGCUGAGAUGCACAUCCACCACCUAGACAGUCUACUGGAACAGAAAGACAAGGAGACCAAUGCCCUACGAGAGGAGCUGCACCGACGGAGCUAUGAAGGAGCCCCUGAAUCAGCCAAGACCAAGGCCCUGCAGACCGUCAUCGAGAUGAAGGACUCUAAGGUCCAGUCUCUGGAGCGAGGUCUGAGGGACCUGGAGGAAGAGAUUGAGAUGUUAAAGUCUAAUGGGGCUCUGAGCACUGAGGAGAGAGAGGAGGAGAUGAAACAAAUGGAGGUGUACAGAUCCCACUCCAAGUUCAUGAAGAACAAGGUAGAGCAGCUGAAGGAGGAGCUGUCUCAGAGAGAGGUCCAGGGGGAGGAGCUUAAGCAGAAGGCUGCCGACCUGCAGCAGGAAGUGUCUGCCAUUGACCAGGUAAAGCAGGACCUCAGCAGGAAGGAGACAGAGCUGAUGGGGAUGAGGACCAAGCUGGAGACUCUCACCAACCAGUUCUCAGACAGCAAACAGCACAUCGAGGUCCUCAAGGAGUCACUGACUGCUAAGGAACAGCGCUCUACUAUCAUUCAGACAGAGGUGGACGCUCUUCGUCUGCGUCUGGAAGAGAAAGAUUCCCAGCUGAAUAAGAAGUCGAACCAGAUCCAGGAGACGUCUGAGGAGAAGGGGACGCUCAGCAGAGAGGUACACGACCUCAAGGACAUGCUGGAGGUCAAGGAGCGCAAGGUCAACGUCCUGCAGAAGAAGAUUGAGAAUCUACAGGAGCAGCUGAGAGACAAGGAGAAACAGAUGAGUAGUCUGAAGGACAGAGUCAGGUCUCUCCAGACAGACACCUCCAACACUGACACAGCUCUCACCACCCUGGAGGAAGCACUGGCUGAGAAGGAGCGUAUCAUUGAGCGUCUGAAGGAGCAGAGAGACAGAGACGACAGAGAGAAGACAGAAGACAUCGAGUCCAACAAGAAAGAACUGAAGGAGCUCAGAGAGAAACUCAGUCUACUGCAGGGAGACCUGUCUGACCGAGAGGUGAGCUACAAUGACCAGACAGGCACCACACUCAGUCUACUGCAGGGAGACCUGUCUGACCGAGAGGUGAGCUACAAUGACCAGACAGGCACCACACUCAGUCUACUGCAGGGAGACCUGUCUGACCGAGAGGUGAGCUACAAUGACCAGACAGGCACCACACUCAGUCUACUGCAGGGAGACCUGUCUGACCGAGAGGUGAGCUACAAUGACCAGACAGGCACCACACUCAGUCUACUGCAGGGAGACCUGUCUGACCGAGAGGUGAGCUACAAUGACCAGACAGGCACCACACUCAGUCUACUGCAGGGAGACCUGUCUGACCGAGAGGUGAGCUACAAUGACCAGACAGGCACCACACUCAGUCUACUGCAGGGAGACCUGUCUGACCGAGAGACCAACCUGUUAGACCUUAAGGAACAUGCUUCGUCCCUGGCUUCCUCCGGUCUGAAGAAGGACUCUAAACUGAAGAGUCUGGAGAUGUCUCUGGAACAGAGGAAAGACGAGUUCAUCAAGAUGGAGAACCAGCUCAAGAAGGCCCAGAAUGCCAUGCUGGAGGCCCAGGCCAACACGGAGCUGUCACAACGCAUUGUUACUCUGGAACAGGAAGUAACUCGGCACAGAGAGGAUUCUGGGAAGGCCCAGGUGGAGGUGGACCGAUUGCUGGAGAUCCUCGGAGAGAUGGAGAAUGAGAAGAACGACAAGGACAAGAAAAUCAAUGAACUGGAGAAUUUUGCUUCAAGACAGGUGAAGGACCAGACUAAGACGGUGGCCCACCUGAAACAUAAGGAGCAGGUGGAGAAGAGUAAGAACGCCCAGCUGGUGCAGGAGGUCAGGAAGAGAGAGGACAACCUCAAUGAGAGCUCUCAACACGUCAAGGUGAGAGAGGUGUUUCUCUUGUUCCACUCUCCACUCUAUGUCUGAUGAUGUGUGAAGGCUGUGUACACUCUGUCCCCAUAGGACAACCCUUUUUGGUUCUAGGUAGAACCAUUUGUGUGUGUGUGUGUGUCCACAGAGGGUCCUACGUGGAACACAAAAGGGUUCUACGUGGAACCAGAUAGUCAUUUGUUUCUAAGAGUGUAGAGGCCUCAUUGUAGAACAAACAUUUCUUUCUCCUCCCCCUCUCUCUCAUUUUCUCCAUCAUUAUUUUUCUGUUUCUCGUUCUCUCACUCUCUCUGUCCUCUCCGUCCUCUC